Linum trigynum is the source of this 4533-nucleotide messenger RNA. NCBI's taxonomy places the organism in Eukaryota, Viridiplantae, Streptophyta, Magnoliopsida, Malpighiales, Linaceae. The record is from the annotation of a GenBank genome assembly.
CAAUACCUAAACAUUUAUAUUUGAAUCCUACAAAUAACAUCAAUAUUUAACUUUUAUACUCAUAAAAUAAAUAAUAAAAUAAUUUUUAUCAAUUAAAUUCUCUAAAAUAAUGUCAUUUUACUUAGAGAUUCGUAUAUCGAUCAUGCCGGUCAUACCAGUGGUGUCACGCCGGUUUUAAUAUCAAUUUUCUCAUACAAAUUAAUCAUACAAUAAACACCAAUCUGGAGCAUACAAGCAAACCGCAAAUGAUCAAUACAAAUUGUUCAAAAUUAAAGAUAAAUAUCUAUAAACAAUAAGAUUAAUUGAAAGUUUCUUCCUCGUCAACUAAGUUUCUUCACUCUCCACUUCAUAAUAUCAACUUCAUUCUAAACAAUUAAAUAGAACAAAUUAUACAUGUCUCCGCAAACAUAAAGAACAUUAGUUGUUUAAGGAAGAUAUAUUUAGAAUAUUAAAUAUACCGGGAAAGUAUUUAUAUGUGUGUGAGCGGGUAUCUAUGGGGCGGGUUUACAUAAACCCAAACCCAACCUGACCCGAUGAAUAGUGUAGCGGGUUUAAACCCAAACCCGGCCCAAAACCCGUCAACACGGGUUUUACCCGCGUUGACCGGAUUGGGUUGGGUGGGUACCCGUGGGUUCGGGUUUUGUUGUCAUCCCUAGUAUUAACAGCCUGUUUGGAUUGACAAAAAAGUAAGGAAUUGGAAUUCCAUUUCCAUGUAUCAUGUUUGGAUUAAUAAAAAGGUUGAAAAUUGAAUUUCAUUUGGGUCUAAAAUUUGGGAAUUACAAUUCCUAUCAAAAGUGAUAUGAAUUGAGAGAAUGGAGAUGAAAUUAGUGGGACCCAUCAAUAUUUUUUAUUAUUUUAUUGACCCAUUAUCAUUUUACUCUUUUUCUCUCUCAUUCGUAUUUCAUUUCUCAAAAUAAAACAAACAUAUUACAUUAUUUAUUAUGAUUAAAAGUGCAAUUCAUUUUCAUAGUUGUAAGAAUUAUACCAAACACUAGAAUUGGAAAUAGAAUUCUAUAAAAAUAAAAAUGAAAAUGAAAUUCCAUUUCCAUUUCUUCCGAAAUUGUAUUCAAAUAGGCUGUAAGGGAUUUCAAUUCAAAUCUGGCCAGAUGAUAAGUUUCCCCAAAUCCUCGGUGACCUUCAGUGAAAAUGUGAAGAUGCAUAACCAGCUUAUGGUGAGUGGGAUAUUGGGGAUGGAGAGGGUGGACAAACACCAGAAAUACUCAGGGCUGGCAACAGUGGCUGGCCGGUCGAAAAAAGAGCUCUUUACAGAAGCUUUGGAUCGCCUGAGGAAGAGAUUAAAAGGCUGGAAGGAGCGCACCCUUUCAGUAGCUGCCCGGGAAGUUCUUAUUAAGUCAGUAGCAUAAGCACAUUUUUACUUAUGUGAUGUCCGUGUUUCGAAUUCCAGAAGGGGUCCUGGCGGAAGCAAAUAAGUUAAUCAAUAAUUUCUGGUGGGGCUAGCGUGGGUCGGAAAGGAGGGCUCAUUGGAUCAGUAGAGAAGAGCUCAUGCAGCCAAAGGAAGAAGGGGGUAUGGGACUGCGCGAUUUAGGUGGUUUCAACACGGCUAUGCUCGCGAAACAGCUGUGGAAUCUCUAUAAGCGCCAGGAGUCGCUUGCUGCCCGAAUCAUUAAGGCAAAGUACCGAGCCUCCCACAUCAGUUCAUCACUUCGCCACCUACGGGACUACCGGUUGAUUCACUGAAUCAAAACUCAAAACUCUCCCCAGUGGCCAGUGGGUUAGCAACAACAAACCCUAACUAUUAAUUAGACUAUUUGAUUACAAUUAAACCACGGUUAAUCAACCUUUUUUCACUUCUUUACAGGAAAAUUAAAUGAAAAAUUUGAAAGAUAACACGUGGGGUCACAUAUCCACGUGGCGAUCCACGUGUUCACAUCUUCCCCAAAAGCCCUUUCCUCCAAUUGAAAAAGAGGGGCUCAGCAGCUGAGCUCCCUUAUUUAAGCGUUGUUUUGUCGUAAAGCUGGAUAAUAAUAAAAGCUUGGAUCUUGUGAUUUGAACUCAACUCAGUACACAUACUUACAUAAUUGGUCUCUCCCCCCCGCUUAAAAAAAUAUAUAUAUGUAUAAUAAUAGUGAAAUCUUAUUGUUUUAUUUUAUUGUCAAUUAGAGGUUAGUAUAAUAUUUUGGAUGGAUACUAUUUUAUUAAUUUGUCUCUCUUGGUUGUAACACCAAUUCUUCCUCUUCCCAUGGUCAGGUCAUAUAAUAAUACAAGAACUAGUUUGACAUAUUAGAAUCCCUAAUAUGCCUCGUAGGAUUGGGAGGCAUUGGGAGGGGGUGUUUAAUGGUUAGUUCAUUGCGGUUUAAUAGUGAAAGAUAUUUUAAGAUUAAGUGUCGGAUCAAUAUUGCAUUUGGGUUAUUUUGGUUCAAUUUGGUCUGGCCCAAAUGUCAAUUCGGAAGUAUCUUUAAAUUUUAUGGGACCAAUGACUGGACCACGAUAUAUCCGGUGUGGUAUUCUCGGCCCAAGCAUCGGUUUUGGUCUGGUGUAGUCCAGUACGAACCAACUCGCUGCACACCCCCUAGACAUUAGUAUUUGGUGGGUAGUUUUUAUUUAUUACGGACAGAAGGAGUAUGCAAUAUGAUUAUACGAGGUAAAUAAUGAUAUGUCGUCGGUCGGUACUAAACGAUUCACCAAUAAUAGAGACAAUUGUUUGCCACUAACGUUUGCUUGUUGGAUUUGAAAAUGAAGGUUUUGAGGAUUUGAAAACCUUUUGGAUUUAUGAUGGAUUUAUUGCAUUUUGUAUUUGAAAGAUAACAUUGUUUGUUUAGUUGAAUUUUUAUCAUGGAUUUUAGUUCAUUUGGUAUUUGGGUCUCAAAAUUUUGCCUUCCAUGAUGUGGUAGUAUUUGCAAAUACGUGGGGUCCACGGAUUUGGAGCUAAAAAAAUGUCCAAAUCCGUGGACCCCACGGAUUUGUAUACCUCAACAAACAAUGUUUUUGUAUCAAAUACAUGAUGCUUGAUAUUUGGAUAUCAAAUACAACAUCCAAAUCCCACAAGCAAACGACGCCUUUAGGAUUUGAAUCGUGUUUGUUUUUAUGAGGUGAUAUUAAGAUUUGAUCAAGAUUGAUAAUGUUUGGUGAUUGCUUAGGCUCUGAUUAAAGGGGAGGGGUUGCUAAUAUCGCGUUAAUCGUCUGUCAUUAGACUGUUAGGGGUGGGUGGGGAGUUGCUAAUGCGAUCUUUGAUUAAGAAAAUGAGGAAGAGUUAAAUCUGGAAUAGAAUAGGAUGGGGAUAUAUAAUAAAAAUAAUUUAAUCAAAUUCCUUUCUUUAUUACUUAAUUACUUAAUCAACCAAUAAGGAGCCAAAUGAAAGCUAAAGACUGAUCAGGGAGGUUAGGUUGGUCUGUAUUUUAUUGGGUUAUUAUGACAAGUGAGGUGUAUGUAUGCAUAGAUAAGAUCGCUAUCAGUGGAGAUUAAUCUAUUUAAUUAUCCUGAUGACUUGAUAAUUAACAUAAUAGGAUUAGUAUAAUAGUGCUUAGUUUUGUUGUUCAAACGUAAUGCUAAUCAUAAUUAAAAAAGAUAAGAAAGAGAAACCAUUAAACUAAGUGGGAGUGAAAGUUACUGUGUGAUGCCACACGUUUUGUCCCACUUUGUGGACUUUCUUGUCAUGUUUUAUAAUCAGAAGUUAAAAAAAAACAUUUGGUUUUUAUUUUCUCGUAAUAAUUCAAAAAAGAUUGCACCGUCAAAAUUUGUACAAGUGACAGUAUUUUAGGGGGGAGUCUCGUGAUCGAUCGUGAAUGAAUGAGGCCGACGAAAAUUCGCAAUUUUCUUCCUUUCUUCUUCCUCGUUUUUUCGACAAUCCUAUUUUUUUUUUCUUCCUUUUCGUCUUCUUGGACUAAAAAUAGGUCCUUUUUCCUAAUUGUGAUGUAGCUUUGUAUUUAAGGAUUAGUUUAAUUAGAGUUUAUUUCUCCUCAUAUCCCUUAGUUGAAAUACGUCUCUUACUUCCAACUCUCUAUUUCAAUCUCAAACAUGCCUAUCUUCCCUCACUCGCUCAUCCAGUAUCUUCGCGUGAACAAUACUAACAGAUCUAGACCCUUAAUUAGUUAUUCUGCUGAUUUUCAAUCCCCUCGUCGCUGCCUUCAACUUGUUAUUCAACGAUAUAGGCGGAACCUCGUGACUCAUCAUUCGCCCGACUCGCUCACCUGUACAUUCACUGAGCUAUGAGGCACUCUUAAGGGACUCCAAAUGGCGUGGGAUACUGGAUACCAAAAAAGUGAGCUUCAACUUGACUUAGGGACAACUGUUCACAUACUUUAUGCUUACAGACCAACCGACCACCAACAUGCGAGCAUGAUACUCGCUCCAAAAGGAAAACUAGGAGAAAAGAGUCAUCCACGUCUAGUAGGAGGCCAAUUUUCUAGCUGAUAACCUCAGUUGCGGAUCUAGGGGAGGGUCUGCCCAGACCAUGACCCAACGCUCUUCUAGGUCAAGAGCUAGUAUGCUAAACGAGACUUGCUUGCUUCUAGCCCUCUCAGUCUCUUUUUCGGCCAAGUGAUAAUCAUUAUAUAAUCAAUUCAAAUGCGUCCC